Messenger RNA from Mucor mucedo, 2082 nucleotides. RefSeq lists its product as uncharacterized. The coding region runs from base 1 to 2082 and encodes 693 amino acids. The record is from RefSeq and is a predicted model, not a curated record. The transcript has 6 exons. Lineage: Eukaryota; Fungi; Mucoromycota; Mucoromycetes; Mucorales; Mucoraceae.
AUGUCUGGUUUCCUGUCAGAUCUUCCUGAUCGAACACCUAACCAACGAAUCAAGCUAAGUCAAGGUGAAAAGUGGAAUUGUGAUAGAUUGUUUGAGCAUCCCACGAUAAUUACUGGUCCAAAUCUUCAACUCUGGGUAUGGGAUAUGGUCUCUUUGCUGUCUGAGAGCAAUAUUCCUCUUCGUCAUCGCCAAUAUUUUAAACUUGGAAUGUGCUGUCUAUACGACAUCCUUCUCAACUAUCCCAUAACCGACCUUGACAUCAAUAAUGUCUUUCGUGCCGAACAUGAAUCCUUCGAUGCAUUUACCAGCUUACAACAUAUAAAUGGUGACGAUUAUCAUUGUCCUAGAGAUGUUGUUGCUAAUACUCGAUUGAUUCGCGCUCAUCAUGACAUGAUUGAUACUGGUAAUAAGUACAAGCGUCCACUGCCCAUUAGAUCACGUAUAAGAAGCAUAAAUCCCAAUUCGCCAAACUACCAGGUCGUUAGAGUAAUUCCGUACAACCUUUUCUCUGAUAAUACCAGUGGUAAUUCCACAUCAAAAUGGAAUUGUUUCGAUUCGUGGUCGAUGAAUCCUGCCGCUGUUCCUCUUAGUGUUGCCAAUCAUUAUUUAAAUCAAUUUUUUAUAUAUGGAUCAAAUCGUCGUACUGCUAUGGAACAGUUGCCUUCCCUUGAAGAAGUCUUUGUUGUUGCUCCUCUUUUGUUUAUCAAGGCUGACAAUCCUUGUCAUGCCGAGGUUUCUUGUUUGAAAGCUUCAACAGCUACUUAUCCGUGCAGAAAAUGCUUCUGGUGUCGACAUGCUGAUACUUUUGAUCCUAAUAGAAUUACCACGGCCGAAGAACACAUGUCAGUUCCAAACGAUGACUCGGAUAGUACGGAUUCCUCGAUACGUGUUCGUAACAGACAGGGUGAUUAUAUCAUGGUCGAAAACUUGAUGGACCUCGGCUUCAAGGAAACCUCUGGCAAAAGGAUUUUGACGUUGUCUUCUUCGGAUCCUAGCAAGGAUACAUCGGUAGAAAUUCUGCAUGGCCUAUGUCUCGGUUUAAUCAAAUACACGUUCAACAAAGCGGCUGAUUGCUUUUUCAACAAGAAGCAGAUGCUCCCAAUUGUUCUCAGAGUUGCUCGUGACCACAUUGAUUUCCUCAACAUUCGUAAUGAUCAAUUCCACCGAGUGGAUAACGUUAUUAGUACUUUGGACAAGCUUGUUGAGCUUUACUCAUUGUGUUAUAACUGUGAAAUACAUACCAACGUUUCUGCCUAUCUCGAUUUAUUGCGUCAAUGCGUUAAUGAUACUGUUAUUGCUCUGGAUAACCUUGAUCGUACCGUUCUUCCCAGUAACCGACGUACUCGUGGAGAGCCAGCAACAGCAACGACAACUGUAUCAGUGCCCAGUCAACUACUUUUGAAGAGAUCUAUGGUCUUUCUGAUGAACAAUACUCAUUUGAUAGUCCAUUUGGUAGAGGAUUGUCUUCGAUUUGCUUCUCCUGUGCUUAUCGCAACUGAAAAGAACGAGCAAUUUAACAAACGCAUUAGGGCAAUUGUCAUGAAGACCAACAAACAAAACGCUUCUCGUGAUUUGGCUCUUAUUAACGUCGUGAGUCUGGUCAAAGCGUUGUUCGAUAGGUACAGUGAGGACAUGUACUAUUCAGCUAAUCGGGAAUUCGGCAGUACUGAAUAUAUUGCUCGAAAGAAGAUUGCUUUGAACAUGACGGCUAUUCUCGAUGUUGACUUGGAUUCUCUUGGGGCGCGUCGUCUGCUUGGAAAGGUCGUAAAACGUCGCGGCGAUCAGGCUAUUGUUGAGGUGCAUGAACUUGUUCCCAGGCCAGCCUUCGUGAUUCACGAUGACAGUAGCCUCAUUUCUGUCUAUCAAGCUGACGAAGGUGGUAAUCUCCACACCAAGAAAACUGAAGAAAUCUUGGACUUGCUGAAGUAUAAACUGACUGUGGUGGAAUUACUUGACAUGUCUCAGGAAACUGAGAUUGACACUGUCAAGUAUUCUCUUAUCAACAAGUGCAAGUUAGGUACUUUCUGGUGGCUCCAUAACACUAAUCGUUAUUUCAAAAUGUUAGAAAAUGAAAGAAACUAA